Drechmeria coniospora is the source of this 2112-nucleotide messenger RNA. RefSeq lists its product as uncharacterized. The transcript is spliced from 2 exons. Lineage: Eukaryota; Fungi; Ascomycota; Sordariomycetes; Hypocreales; Ophiocordycipitaceae. The record is from RefSeq and is a predicted model, not a curated record. The coding region runs from base 1 to 2112 and encodes 703 amino acids.
AUGGUUAACGACUUUGCGCGCCGCGGCCACGAGAGCCACCGACGCGGUUCGGUUUCAACACGGGGCUGGCAGAGAGGUCCAGCCGGAUAUCGAGACGGAGAUCGAGACGGAGACUGGGACAGAGCCCGCAACCGGGAUUGGGAGUGGGACAGGGAGAGAGAAGGGGAUUGGGAGCGAGAAAGAGAUUGGGAGCGAGAAAGAGGGCGAGAGAGAGGGCGUGAUAGAGAGCGAGAACAAGGUCUGCCGUUACUGAAUCGCGCUGCUGCAUUGUCGGCACAUACUGAUGGCCAAACAGGGUAUCCUCUCGCCGACCGUUACCGAGACAACAGCCGUCGUCGUCCUGACAAGCUCAACAUAUCUCUUGCUCCCGCAUCAAGCCCUAUCCUGUCGUCCCCAUCACGUCCUGCAGCCCCCAACAAGGCCCACCCCGUUUCUGGCCUGCCGAAGCCGUCGAAGUCUCCGAAGCUGCCCAAGUCGCCAUCCGGCCCGCCGAUGGAUCCUAUCGCCGAAGCCGAGAUCAAGCGGGUGACGCAGCUCCUAUGUGACCGAACUUUUUGGUUCAUGCAAAGAGAGCAGGUCACCAAGAGGUGGAAAAAGUUGCAGGAAGAUGCCGACCGCUGCAAGAAAAGCAUGUCCGACUUUGGAAGCGCCUACGAGGUCCUCGUGCGGCAGAGGGACAUGGCGGAGGAGGAGAAGAAUAAAUGCUGCGCGCGGAUCGAGGCUUGCGACAAGAAGCUACAAGCAGCAGUUCAUCACGCUUGGAGAAAGAGCCGUGGAAGCCUGGACGAUCGUGAAGCCGUCCAGCCUAGACCGCAUGCUACCCUCAAGGAGACGGAUCCUGCCGACAUCGAAUCGCGCAUUUCGGUGGUCAGAGACUCCCUCUGGCGGUCGUGUGUCGAUCAGAUCGAUGCCAAGUUCGCCGAGGCCGUCGGCCCAUCCAAGGCUAUGCCCGUGCCCCAAGUCGCGGGGAUCAAUCAGCAGCUUUCCAGCCUACGAGCCGAGCUUGCCGCUCAGAAAAUCCGAAACGAAAUUCUGGAGAAGAAGCUCGAGGAGCUGAGUGGCAGGUUCGAUUCGACACAGGUACAACGCAAGCGACGGCACCCAGAGGAGUCGCCGAUGACGGGGUCCAUGGGGUCGAUCGAUACGGACGGCCGGCUCGCCAAGCUGGAAGAGGUGACUUCUCGCCUCGUGAGCCGUCCCGACCUGCUCGUCGCCUUGCGGGACUUUGACGCCGUCGUCUCCGAAGACGAUUCAUUGCAGCACGAAGCGGCUGGCGUGAAGACAAGACAGAGGCUAUCGUCCCUUGCGAAAAUCGUCGACCGGCUUCAGUCUAGUCUCGAGAGCGACGACGAGAACAGCGCACCGCUACGUGUGCAGAACAUGAUGAGACGCAUCGAUGCGCACGUGCGGGACAUGCAGCAGCAAGCGGACCGGCAUAUGCAGGCCACCUCGGCCAUCGAGGCCUUGCAGGAAUCCGUCGCACAGCUGUCGGCCGAUGGCUCGACCGCGCGCAAGCCGGGGCAGCAGACGGCAUCCGCGCCCGCAUCCGCCACGGCGCCGUCGGACGAACACAUCCGUCGGGUGACGCAGUCGGUCCUCGGCGAUAUCCCCAAGAAAAUUGGUCUCUUUCUCGACAAGGAGAGGCACGCAAGAGAGGAGGUGGCGGCGAUGGCGAAGAGAAGCCAGGCGGACGUGUCGGCCAUUCAGGGGAACCUAGCCGCACUCUGGAAGGACGUCACCGGUUCCGGCAAAGAGCACGACGAGGAGAUUUCUCGACAGAAGAGCGAGCUGAACGCACAACUCCAACGCAUCGACGGGGUCGAGUCCGACCUACGAGCGACAAAAGUCGAAACGACGAGCAACGUCGACGAGCUCACGCUCAAGGUCCACAGCGUUGCGUCGUGGCAGCACAACUUCACGACGAAAGUGCUCUACAAGGACAUUGUCGAUCACAUCAACACGACGAUGCCAAACGGGAUAAUCGGCCAAAUCAACGGCAUGGUGACCAAGUUAGAGAACUUGGAAACCCAGCUCAAGGAUUUCGACAUGGGCCCUCUGAAGAGACGAAAGAUCAACCACGACAGCCCCGUCGUGGCCAACGGCCAUCCGUAA